GCCCCGCUCCGGCUGCAGGUAGGCGCGCGCGCCCCGGGCCCCGCCCCGGCCGGAGCCCCUCGGGCCUCGGGACCCGGCUGCGGCCUCCGCCCGCCGCGCUGCCCGGCCAUGGCCGUGUUCGACACCCCGCAGGAGGCGUUCGGGGCCCUGCGGCCCGCGUGCGUGCAGCUGACGCGGGCGCAGACGGCGGAGAACGUGUGGCGGCUGCAGGCCCGGCUGGCGGCUGUGAGCGCCCCGGCGCUGCAGCAGCUGCAGGAGUACGUGCUGUUCCCGCUGCGCUUCGCCCUGAAGGUGCCGGGGCCCAAGCCGGAGCGCGUGGUGCUGAGCGUGGUGCAGUGCGCGGCCUCGGUCCUCGCAGCGACGUGCGUGAAGAAGCCGGAGCUGCUGCAGGAGCUUUUCUCGGAGCUCUGCACGUGCCUCUCGGCCCCAGCAGGCUCGGGCACGGCGGCCUCGCCGUCCGAGGAGCUGAAGCUGGCCGUCAUCCAGGCGCUGCACACCCUGAUGCACUCGGCUUACGGCGACGUCGUCAUGUCCCUGUAUCAACCCUCCACCCUCCCUCUCUUAGGAUUUGCGGUGUCUUUGCUUCUGGGCCUAGCUGAGCAAGAAAAAGCCAAGCAAAUUAAACUCUCUGCUUUGAAGUGCUUACAGGUGCUAGUUCUGCAGUGCGACUGCCAGGAGCAUCGGCAGCUGGAUGAGGAUGAGGCACAGCACUGUGGGGAUUUGUUUGCUUCGUUUCUGCCCGGGAUUUCCAUAACCCUGUCUCGCGUUAUUACUGGAGACAUCAAACAAGGUCACAAAAGCACUGUUGCUGCCAUCAGGCUCUUUUAUCUGGUGGUUGGGUUGGUGAUGGCAGACACACAGCUAGCCAGGAUCCCAAAGAAGAAAGAAAAGCUGCCAGAGGAACAAAGCAGGAUAUCGGAAUUAAUGGUCCAUAGGGGACCCGACUGGAGUAGGAGUACUGCUGAGAAACUCUCUCUCCUCCUGCAAAAAGUAGUUGGGUUUUCUUCAGUUCACCCUCACUGGAAAGUGAGACUGGAGCUGGUGGAACUGAUCCAGCACUUGUUGAGGAACUGCAGUCGGUCUCUGGUAGACUCGUUCAGUCAUCUUCUAAAGGCCUUGGUCGGGCUGGUGAACGAUGAAAGCAGCGAAGUCCAGAGCAGGUGUAAGGAGGUUCUGCAGGGCACUGCAGAGCAGGGGCUCGUAGCACACAACAGGGCUCUCACCGAUGUCCUCUCCGAGAACCUGCAUUCCCUGGCCACAGCGCUGCCUCGCCUGAUGAACUCCCAGGAUGACGUGGGCAAGGUGGCCACUCUCAGCUUGCUGCUCGGCUACCUGAAGCUGCUGGGCCCCAAGAUCAGCUGCGUCCUCAACUCCGUGUCACACCUGCAGCGUCUGUCCAGGGCGCUGGUGCAGGUUCUGGAGCUGGACGUGACCGACGUGCGGGUGGUGGAGGGCAGGCGCUGGGGCGGGCCCGCGGGCUCCCUGGUGCCCUGCCUGCAACGGGGCGCGAGGCAGAGGAAGCAUUUCCGCUUCUUCGCGGAGGAGAGAGUGUUCCGGCUCCUGCAGCAAGUGUGUCGCGUCCUGGGCUACUACGGGAACCUGUAUCUGCUGGUGGAUCACUUCCUGGGGCUGUAUGUGGAGUCUGGGGCGUACAGGAAGCAGGCAGCCAUGGUCCUCAACGAGCUGCUGGCGGGAGCCGCGGGUCUGGCCGUGGAUGUCCUUCAGCAACGGGACACUGCACCGAGCCCGGAGGAUCUCCAGGCGUCCGUAACGUCCAUCCUCGACGAGUACACGGCCCAGGCCAACUGGUACCUGAUCACCAGCUUGGACACGGAGGAGAUGAGCCCCGAGCAGCCGGUGCAGCGCCCGGGAGGCACGCGCAGCAGCGUUCUCCUGCUGGCCCCGGAGCCGCGCGCCACCGCCCGCACCAUGAACAGCAACAUCUGGCAGAUCUGCAUCCAGCUGGAGGGCGUGAGCUGCUUCGCCGCCGUCCUGGGCAGGCAGUUCCGGCUGCUGCUGCUCUCGGCGCUCUACCCUGUGCUGGAAAAGGCUGGAGACAAGACUCUGCUGAUCAGCGAGACGGCGCUGGGGACGCUGGCUGACAUCUGCGAGGCCUGCGCUUACGAGUCCUUGCAGAGUCUGAUUAAUGACAACUCUGACUAUCUGGUGAAUGGGAUUUCCCUGAGCUUGCGCCAGCUGGCACAUCAGUCACACGCUUCCCAGGUCCUGGACACUAUGCUGAGGCAUUCAGAUGCCAGCUUGCUGCCACUGGUAGAAGAUGUCAUCCAAGACGUCCUGUCUGCGUUGGAUCAGUCUUACAGUAACCAGGCUGCCACUUUCCUCGGGGUCCUGCACUCAGUGAUGACAGCAUUAGUGCAGUGGUUUGGGUCAAGCUGCAGUGAGGAGCAGAGGCAGAGCAGGCCGGUGUCCCAGGGGCAGCGGGUGCUGACGAGGCACGAGGUGCAACGAUUCUUCCUUGACUACGUCAGACAGAAGCAGAUUGCAGAGGGCAACCUUCCUGACACAGAGGAGGAGGAGGAGGCAGCUGAGGUUCCUGUCCUUGCUAAGCCGGAGCCAGACAACUCUGCUGCGGAAGGAGAAGCUGCCCUGCCCAGCCACGCUGAGCUGGCCAAAGCUGUGCUGGAGAGGUGCAUCCACCUGCUCUCUGACAGGAGCCUCCGAGUGCGGCUCAAGGUCCUGGACGUGCUGGAGCUCUGUGUAACUGUGCUGCAUCCUCACGGAAACCAUCUGCUGCCCAUGGCUCACCGUGUGUGGCCAGCUCUCGUCACCCGCCUGAUUAGUGAUGACCCUCUGGCAGUGCUCAGAGCCUUCAAGGUGCUGUGUACCCUGGCUGACAAGUGUGGGGACUUUCUGAGGCAGAGGUUCUCCAAAGAUGUCCUGCCUAAGCUGACCAGUUCCCUCCUCAGCCAAGCCCCAGCCAGUGCCAGAGCAGGGCCUAUGUACACCCACACACUUGCCUUCAAGCUGCAGUUGGCUGUGCUGCAGGGACUGGGCUCUCUGUGCGAGAAGCUGGACAUGGGCGAGAGUGACCUGAAUAAAGUGGCAGGUGCCUGCCUGACUUACCUCAGUGCCAAGCAACCCCUGAAACUGCAAGAAGCUGCCCAGAGUGUUUUUCUCCACUUGAUGCACAUGGACCCUGACAGCACCUGGCUGCUGCUGAACGAGCUGUGGUGCCCCAGGCCAUGGCAGCCACCCCACGCCAGCCUGCGGCCGCCGCAGCUCAGUGGGAUGGGGAGGCAGCGGGACGACCUCACCGACAGCGUGCUACUGCUGCUGGACAGGCUGCAGCAGUGGGAGAGCUCAACAGAGACACCUCCACCCUGAGACACCCAGGAGCAGCAGGGAGGGGAGAGAGGAACGGCCGGGACAGAGCUCGCCAGGGAAGAGGCCCUCAGGCCCCAAAUGGUUCUGGGGCCGAGGAAGGAUGGCCCAGGCUGGGGCCCUGCUCCAGGCACCUUCCCCAGGGGCUGAGGAAGGAUGGGCCCAGGCUGGGGCCCUGCUCCAGGCACCUUCCCCAGGGGCAAAGAUGUAUUUUUAAAGCACAGUUGAGGAUGAGGUGGGGACAUUGCCCCAGGUCCUCCAGACUGGUGGUUCUCUGCACAUGGUGCUGGAGAGAAGCCCCAGGGCUGUGGCACAUCAAGUUCUUUGGUAUGAAGGGAGGGAUUUCCCCAGAAGUUGCUUCCCACCACUCAGCCCUUUGUGGUGCUUUUGUGUGCAAAAGGCCAGAUCCUGAUCAAGUUCGGGAGCAAGCUCAGAAGUGCAGAACCCAAAGCAAUAAAGUGUUGUUAC
Molecule: messenger RNA, 3810 nt
Organism: Colius striatus (speckled mousebird)
Lineage: Eukaryota; Metazoa; Chordata; Aves; Coliiformes; Coliidae
Gene: TTI1
Product: TELO2 interacting protein 1
Exons: 7
Coding region: 109-3345 (1078 amino acids)
Biological process (GO): chromatin remodeling
Cellular component (GO): cytoplasm
Source: RefSeq, a predicted model, not a curated record